AUGAAUCGCCGUCUCAAGAAGAACAUUUGUGAACUUUCAAGCCAUGGUAUGCUCCGAACUGAGAUUGAUCAAGCAUCCAUAGCAAGAGCCCUACCGCCUUCACUUCAAUACGCCUGUCAUUAUUGGAUUCACCAUCUUGCCCGCAGUUCAUCGCCAGAUAAGAUCCUAGAACUAGCCUUUACCUUCCUGGAAAAGCACUUUCUUCAUUGGUUGGAGUCUAUGAGCAUUUCCGGAGUCAUGUUCGAGGUGCUCAGUGCAGUUAAUACACUAAUUGAAGUGACUGAGAAUACGGUCAACGAGAAGGACUGGUCAUUUCUAAUAGAUGCUCGGAGGUUUCUCCGGGAAUUCACAAGUAUCGUCGACAAGGCACCCUUGCAGCCGUAUAGCUGUGGCCUGAUAUUUACACCAGAAAAUGCGCUGAUCAGACGAACUUUUGAACUUGAUCCUGCUCAUUGGUUAUCUAGAGCUCCAAUAGUGGGAAAGGACUGGAGUCCGGCAAUACAAAUCUUAGAAGGUCCUAAGGAGGGAGCUAUGUCGAUUUCCUUUCCACUAGAUGGACGUCUAAUGGUGGCGGCGUUUGAAGAUCACAGUAUCAGUCUUUGGGAUCCUACCAAUGGUGAACAAGUCCGUACUACAGCCAGUUUGGCAAUGAAUCCGAGGCCAUCUCACCUGUGGGAUCCUACGAAUGGCGAGCUGAGACGUACUCUGAAGGGUCACGAAGACUUUGUCAUAUCACUUGCCUUCUCACCAGACGGCAAGUUACUAGCAUCAGGAUCUUGGGAUUGCACGAUCAAGUUAUGGGAUCCAACUACUGGCGACCUCAAGCAUACCUUGUAUCACCAUACAAGCUGUGUUACCUCAGUGGCUUUCUCACCAGAUAGCCAGCGCCCGAUCCUAGCAUCAGGUUCUUGGGAUUCCACGAUCAGGUUAUCGGAUCCUAUCACUGGUGAUCUUAAGCAUACCUUGGAUGGCCAUUCAGAUGGAAUUGUCUCGAUCGCCUUUUCAUAUGAUCGCCAAAGCCCCAUUCUGGCAUCUAGCUCUAAAGAUUUCACUAUCAGGAUAUGGAAUCCCAUUACUGUUGGCCAUACGCAUACCUUGAACGGUCACAUGGCUCAAGCUCUGACAAUUGCUUUUUCGCCAAUUAGCAAUUUACUAGUAUCAGGGUCUGAAGAUGGUACCAUCAAGCUCUGA
Messenger RNA from Penicillium malachiteum, 1191 nucleotides. Its product is annotated as WD40 repeat domain-containing protein. Lineage: Eukaryota; Fungi; Ascomycota; Eurotiomycetes; Eurotiales; Aspergillaceae. The record is from RefSeq and is a predicted model, not a curated record. Bases 1 to 1191 code for a protein of 396 amino acids. Gene Ontology annotation, molecular function: protein binding. The transcript has 3 exons.